Molecule: messenger RNA, 10708 nt
Organism: Harpegnathos saltator (Jerdon's jumping ant)
Lineage: Eukaryota; Metazoa; Arthropoda; Insecta; Hymenoptera; Formicidae
Gene: sif
Product: guanine nucleotide exchange factor still life
Exons: 30
Coding region: 1204-7338 (2044 amino acids)
Biological process (GO): activation of GTPase activity; small GTPase-mediated signal transduction
Molecular function (GO): guanyl-nucleotide exchange factor activity; protein binding
Source: RefSeq, a predicted model, not a curated record
GUGGUGGUGGUGGUAGUGGUGCAUCCCGCAGUGUGUUUACCCAGGGUGAGGUGCCUCGCGCGCGCGACUAGGCGGAGUCGCGCCUCUCCGUCCGCUCCCGCUUCCGCUUUCGCGUCUCCCCGUGACCGCUUCGCGACGGAAGAGCGGCGACGAGGAGCGACGUGUACCUAACCGUGACCCGUUCUGCGUAUAAUACUCCAUCUGUCCACCUGCCUACCGAUUUACCUGUCAGUCUACCUAUCUAUCUGUCUGUCCACCCUGUGUUUGCCUCUAUCUAUUUACCCAUCUACUCAUCUACUCAUCUUCUUACCUAUCUACUUAUCCGUCUACCUGCCUGCCUACCUCGCACCUAACGUUGACGUGUCAGAAGAGGCGUUGCCGCGGCGUCCGAGCGGCCUCCACCUUCAAGGAGACCGGAUAUACCUAACCGACCACCACCUUCUCCGACUUCCGCGCGUCUCACUCGCCGAGUUCGUCGUGGAAGGAUCUUUGCCUAAGGACACGUCUCAGCGAUCAUGCCAGGGACGAGCUGAUGACUCUCGACGCCUGCAAUGAUGUGACAAUAAAGAUACCUCCUUCUACUCUCUAAUAACUCGGGGAUCAUCCCUAUCGCACAGUGCUUCCUAAAGAAAAGAACACACACACACACACACGCACGCACACGCACACACACACACACACACACACACGCACGCACACACAUACACUCGCACAUACACACACAUAUACACGAGCACACACACGCGAUCCGAAGAUCACGCGCAAAAAAGCAACGCCAAACCGCCGGCCGUGAUCGGCGUGAGGAAAUCGGUGCCAAAAGUCGACACGGACAAGCCGCAAGAACCAACCCCGCGAAACUGUGUCAAAGAAGAAUCGACGGGGGUGCAACGGAGAGGAGAUAGAAAGACACGUAGCGAGAAGAAGGAACAGCGGAGUGGAAGAAGAGAAUAGAAGAAAGAUACACAGCUGCGGCAGAGGAGAGGAGGUGGGUGGAUCAGGCGGAUAUCCUGAGGAACGAGGGAAGGAACGGUGCGCGACGCGGCCAGGCGUGCAGAGGCGUGCUAGCUAAGGAGUGUCGAGCCGGAAACACGAAGCCGGGCAUCACGAGCACGGGGUGGUGGAGGUGGUGGCGGUGGUGGUGGUGGUCUCGUGGUGGUGGUGACGCAGAGCGGCGGGUUCUAAGCCGGAAUAAGAGCACUUAGAAUGGGCAACAAGCUGUCCUGCAGUUGCGCACCCCUAAUCAGAAAGACGUAUCGCUACGAGGACUCCCCAUGGCAGGCCGGUGCCAGGGGCGGAAUGGGCGGCGGCGGAGGGCGCAGGGGUGACACUGGCCACUUGCUCAGGUGCGGAAGCUUAAGAGAGAGGAAGAGGCUGUGGGCCGAAGUGUUCCAUGUAAACGCGAGCGGCACUGGGACCGUCAAGUGGCAGCAGGUGUCGGAGGAUUUGGUCCCAGUGAACAUCACCUGCAUACAGGACUCCCCGGAAUGCGUUUUUCAUAUCACCGCGUACAACAGCCAGGUCGAUAAGAUCCUAGACGUGCGGUUGGUCCAGCCAGGUACGCGCAUCGGCCAGGCGUCGGAGUGCUUCGUCUACUGGAAGGACACGGUGACAAACGACACGUGGGGGCUAAACUUCACGUCCCCCAUAGAUGCCAAGCAAUUCAGAGAAUGCUGCUCACCAUCGUUCAAGAUUUCAAGGAAAGCGUCCUCUUCUUACUCGUUGAAGCUCGAGCCACCGAACAAGCAGAAGAUCAAAACGCGCCGAAAGCCUCUGUCGACGCCGGCCUCGCCGAGCCGAUCUAGAGAACCGCAGUGCACCUGCAUGACGCCGGAACAGUUCGCCAGACUACGUAGCCAAGAUGCCAGAUAUCGAAAUUCAUGCGGUCCGGUUUGUACUAUUUCAGGGCCGUCUACGCUUCCACGGACUAUGGCGCGGUCCACAGAAAUGGAGAUGACCCCGGGACGGGACAAGAUCACGGCGGCCACAUCGAGCGCGUCUCUCUACGACAACGUGAACAAUCCUACCGCGACACCAGGGAAAACACCAAAGGCCGGCGACUCGGCCAAGCAGAAGGAGAAGCAGAAUGAGACGUGUCAGACGACCCCGAAGACUGCCAACAUCGGGAUCGGUACCGUCACCGUGGGCUCGCAGAUCGACAGCCCCGAGGAGAAGGGCUCCUCGAUAUCGCCGAAGAAAUCCCAGAAACAGAGCCAAGACACGUCCACCCAGCAGAACGGCAUCGAGAUGCUGAAGUCGGAGGGCACACAGGCGGGCGGCACCUUGCAGAGCAAGUCGCUGCGCAAGGAGCAGCUGCAUCACACCAAGUCGGCCGACUACACCGAGCUGGAGAUGCAGAACGGCAACAUCUUCAACAUCGUCAACAACAACCACGGCGGGCACAAGUCGAAGAGCAAGAGCACCGACGACAUGCGCAUCGAGAACGCGCAGAACGGCGGCAUCAGCCUCGACUCGAACACCCUGAAGCGAAUGCUGAAGCCGAUGCCGAGCAUCGACAGCCCGGUCACGUCGCCGGAGAUGACGAGGAAGCGCCACAGUCAUCACAGCUACCACUACCAUCCGAGCAAUAACAAUCAGAAGUACGUCAUGCAGGAGGUCGACAACGAGAACUACGCGCACCCUUAUCGAGCGCCCUACAAUAAUAAGUUCCAGGGCUCCAGGAGCGCCCACGACAUGAGUCGGCAAUACGCUGGCGGCAGAGGCAGGACGUACUUAGAUUCGGAACGUAAUCGGUGCACAGGUGACAUGUCGCCGCCCUCGGACAAUGUCAUCUUCGACAACCAGUGCUACGCCACGACACCGAGCUCGUCCAACGGCAACUCCGACAUGGAGCAGUCGAACCACUGCAACUCACGCCGCUGCAACGGCGGCCAGACAUAUCAACAGAGCAUGCAGUCGGUGUCGACCCCGGGCAGCCCGACCAGCCGGCUGCUCCUCGAGUACGAAAUGCAUCUCAGGAACACCCUGGCCAAAGGCAUGGACGCGGAGAGCUACAGUCUGCGCACUUUCGAGGCUCUGCUGACGCAGAGCAUGGAGAAUCUCGAAUACGCGGAAAAUAUACCGCUGAAUGUCCAGCGCACUCCUCAUGUGUCACGAAGACGUUCCAGUUCCAACAAGUCGUCGACGCUGCCGCUGUCGUAUCGCUACUGCAACGAGAGGCAGAACAGCAAAGACCGAGACGGCUAUUACAGCGACCGCAACGAGAUGGUGCGAGAGAAGAGAGAGCGAGACUCCGACCGAGACCGCGGCUAUCUCAGCGAUUACAACUCUAGAUGCGCCAGCUGCAUCGGGGAGUCAGCGCGCGCACAAUGGUUUCGGCAUUCCGACGGCUGGCAAUCCGGCAGCUCGACCCUCGGCUCCGGCGCUUCGAGUUCGAUAAAUCCAGGAUACUCGGCACACAAGAGAGACUCGCCCUGGGACUCUCUCCCGUCCUUGCGACACGAGGGCAGCCUCAACGACAGCGGCUACAAGUCCAACCGGACCGACUCUCUCGAACAAAGAGGUACUUUCGACAGACAGGACAGUGUCAGAUCCGACUACAUGUCCGACCGGGACGGCAGAUACGGAAUCGUUCAACAAGCUUCAUUGGAGAGUACCGACUCGAGGCUUUGCUACUUGACGUCUUCCGAGAUGUCGGACGACGACAGGAUGUCGCUCACUACCGCCGUAAGCGACGACGACGACGGCGAGAGUGUGAUAAAUUCGCCCUAUCGAGGAAAGCAGACCGGCACGGCCGCAGCUUCCUUCAACUGCACCGGUGCAGUUCGAAAGGCAGGAUUCCUCAGCGUGAAGAAGUGGUUACUGCGCAAGAAGCAUCAGAUCGAGCUGGCCAGGAAGAGAGGCUGGAAGGGUUACUGGGUUUGCCUGAAGGGCACUACGCUUCUCUUCUACCCGUGCGAGUCCCAGGAGAGCCGUGCCAUGGAGGCGGCACCGAAACACCUGAUCAUCGUCGACGGCGCGAUCAUGCAGCCCAUCCCCGAGCACCCCAAACGGGACUAUAUAUUCUGCCUGAGCACGGCGUUCGGGGACGCGUAUCUCUUCCAGGCGCCGUGUCAGGUGGAGCUGGAGAAUUGGGUGAACAGCAUUCAUUCGGCAUGCGCCGCUGCGUUCGCGCGCCAUCGCGGCAAGACCGGCACGCUGCAUUUGCUGCAGGAGGAGAUCAUCCGUCUGGAGAAAGCGAUUGAAUCGGACUACAAAAUGAAACACAUGGCGGACCUUCAGCAAUCGGUGGUUUCCGAUGUCGACACCAAGCAGCAAAUUAACAAUCAAAUCGUGCAGUGGGAGGAGAAUUUGGAGCGGCUGCACUGCGAGCAAUUCCGCUUGCGGUGUUACAUGGCCAGUUUGCAGAGCGGCGAGCUGCCCAAUCCGAAGAGUCUACUGACGCACGUGUCGCGCGCCACGAAGCAGACGCUGAACAAGCUCGGCGUAUUCACCGUGUCGUCCUUCCACGCGUUCAUCUGCGCGCGUAGUCCAUCCUUGCUGAACAACCUGCUGGCGGGCCGCGGGGCGACCAAGCGGAGGCCGCCGCUUCUGUCGAGGUCGAACAGCGGCUCGAGCAGACGCUCCCUGCAGAUCUCGUCCAGGGACGAGGAGAAGAGCGUGAAGGUGUCCGUGCCGGAAAAUCAGGUACGAUCGGCACAUCGGCUCGUGUCGGUGUUCCUGCGCGACGCGAUGACCGUGGAGGAGUUCUUGGCGAGCGCGUGCACCAGGAAGAGCCUCAACCCGAUGGAACACUUUGUGCGCGUGAAGAAGCGCCGGGACAUGGAGGACCACAACUACUUUGUGCCACAUAGGACUGAUUUGAUAGAAACAUAUUUGCAUACGCACGAAAUCGUGGAAGUCUGUGCCAAGAUUUUAUAUCAAGUGGAAUUGCAAAGAAACACUUUAGAGCAAAUGUGGGGCUUCUCCGUCGAGGCGGAGCUCAUAGAAAACUCCGACAGGCAGGACGAGCUCUGCUGCUACGUUAGUAGAGUGGAAGACAAGAGCGUCGCCAUGCAAAACGGAAUCAUUAAGGGCGACGAGAUUAUGGUAAUCAACGGCGCCAUCGUGAGCGACUUGGAUAUGAUGUACUUGGAGAGCGUCCUGCAGGAGGAGGUGGGUCUCUGUAUGAUGAUGCGAUCCUCCAGGACGGAGCCUCCGGAUCUCACGGGCAUUAUGCGAGUCACCGACGACAUAAUCGAGAGCUUAGUCUGCCCGCCGCCGCCCUCCGACCCGCCGGUCAUCAGCGAGGAAAUGAUCUCCGGUCUGAUCGUGCCAGCUCCCGGCUGGAGCAAGGAGAACAUCAUGCAGGAGUGCACGUCGAGCGGUCACAUGGACAACAGCAAACAGACCUCGCGCACGAACUCCUUCGAGAUCGAAAACCUUCUGAAGACUGCCGAGCAAGUGACGGGGAUCUGCCGGUCGCCCGGUGAGACCCGGAAGUCGAGUCCCACCGGGAGCGUCGUCAGCUCCCACUCGCAAGCGCUCACACCGAGCCGGCAGCUUAGCGACGCUGAGAAGCUGAAGAAAGUGAUUUUAGAACUGAUUGAGACUGAACGGACUUACGUAAAGAAUUUAAAUAAUCUGCUGGAGAACUACUUGGAACCCCUUAAACGCGAGACCUUCCUGUCGAACGCGGAGAUCAACGCGUUGUUUGGUAAUAUUCAGGAGAUCGUCACGUUUCAACGACAGUUCCUGCAGAAUCUCGAUCACGCCAUCGAGAUGGAGGCCCAUUUCAACAGCUUUGACCAUCCGAGUCAAUUUAAGGGAGUCCUGUUUUCCAUUGGAAGUGCCUUCUUAUAUUACGUAAAUCACUUCAAGCUAUACAGCUCGUUUUGCGCCAGUCACUCGAAGGCUCAAAAAGUUUUACAUCCAAACGAGGGAAAUCAAGCUUUACAAGAGUUCCUGCAAGCGAGAAAUCCCCGGCAGCAACACUCGUCGACCUUAGAAUCGUACUUGAUAAAACCUAUACAAAGAAUACUCAAGUAUCCGUUGCUGCUGCAGCAGCUUAGGAAUCUCACCGACGAACGAAGCGAAGAACACCAACACCUAAUUGAGGCGCUCAAAGGCAUGGAGAAGGUGGCGGAGCACAUAAACGAGAUGCAGAGAAUCCACGAGGAGUACGGCGCUAUUUUCGACCACCUGUUCAGGCAACACCAAAAGUCCUGCAAACAGCCGAUCGACUUGAGCCCGGGCGAUCUUUUGUAUUACGGCGGUGUCGAGUGGCUCAAUAUCUCCGACUUCCUCGGCAAGAUCAAGAAGGGUCUCGAGCUGCACGCGAUGUGCUUCGUGUUUAAAUCGGCCGUCGUGUUCCUGUGCAAGGAGAGACUGAGGCAGAAGAAGAAACUCAUGGGUGUCUCGACCAAGGCCAACUCCAGCGAGGUGGAGAUUAUCCGUUACCAGGUGCUGAUCCCGGUAACAGAGGUCCAAGUCAGAGCCAGCUCGGCCAAGGACAUGGAGUCCCACUUCCUGUGGGAACUGAUUCAUCUGAGAAGUCAAUUACAGAGGAGAUCGGAGAAAGUAUACGUGCUGUCCAACAGCACAACGGAAUUUCGCAACGCGUUCCUCAAGACGAUCCGGCAGAUCAUCCGGGAGUCGGUGAGAAACAUGAGCAUACCUUCGACGAAGCAGAACCUGAGCCAGGCGCCGAUGUCGAUGGCGCCGCGCAUGUCGACCGGCCACGUGGAGAAGUUCGACAAGCAGGUCGGCCAAGGCCAGGGCCAGGGCCAAAACGGGAACGGUGUGGCGAUGCCGACCGGCACUCUCUCGAAGAAGGCGGUGAAGCAGCAGCUGUUGGCCAGCUCGCACAAGCGGAAGUACAGCCAGUCCAAGCAGCCGGUGGAGCACGAGAGCUCGGAAGACAAGGACCAGGAAGAGCCACCGGUCGUCCAGCAGCAAACCACGUUUCGCUCCAGGAGCAAAACCAUCAGUGACACUUCCGGCGAGGUAAAAGUCGAAAUGGAUUCGGGGACGAAGUCGGAAGGUGAGGAAGACUCGCAGGCUUUUUUAGGCGAGAAGAAGACGAAUCUCGGCCGCACACCUAAUCAUCUGACGCUGAGCACCACGUCUACUAUCUCGGCGGGGAGCACUGGCAGCCAGGCUAGAUUGAUCCAGUCCUCUCAUCAGCCCGAGAACUAUCAGCCCAUUACCGUCAAGGAACUCGGUUCACCAAUCUGGAAGCCACGGGAGCUACCCUCUCUCGGGGAGGCCACCACGUUGCCGCGCAAGGGUAAGUCGGCCAGCGAGUUCGCGGACAUGAGCUCGAGCCACAGCGCCUCCCGAAAGUCUCUAAUAGAAAUCAACAAUUGUGCUCAACAACCUAACUUUAAUAAUCACGUUUAAGUUGAAUAAUAUCGAGGCUGACUCGCUAACGAGGUAAAAAUAUCGUUAAGUUCCGCCACCACACAACAACAACAACAACAACAACAACAACAACAACAACAACAACCACAACAACAACAACAACAACCACAACCAUCACCAACACCACCGUCACCAUUACCAGAAAAGCACCACAAUUAAACGCCACCACCAACACUACCACCACCACCAACACCAUCACCAUUACCAUCACCAUCACAACCACUGAACGAAACACACAGAGAUAAUUGUCCGAUAAUUACGAUUAUCACGAUGCCGAUACGCGAGACGCGCGUCCGCCGCCCGCGCGGAAAUUCGCCAAGACUGCACUUUCUCCCUUCGCUCUCUUCCUCGUUUUCGUCUUCCGACGGGAACCACCCCGUGCGAGCUUACGCGCACUUGUAUGUGUGAGUUUGCGUGUGUGUAUGUGUGUGUGUGUGUAUGUGUUGUAUGUGUGCUUGUUCAAGAGCCAACAGCGAGAAGCUCGAGCGAACUUUCACCUAAUUGUCUGCGAAUAGUUUUCGAUGAGAAGCAAACAGAAACAGUGACUCUCUCGCCCCGUUUGAAGCUGAUAAAAGCGUCUAAUGUGUAUCCAACGGGAGAAUAAUAUUUCGCAGCAUGGAGAAGCCUUGAUUUGACGCCAAUGAAAGGAGAACAUAUAUAAAUCCAUAAAUAAUUUCCGCUCUAAUCGCAAUUUAGUCGAGACGGUUAUUUUCCUCCCGUUGGAUAUUUAUUAGAUUGUCAGCAAUCCUAAACCGUGUGUGCUAAUGCUCACAUCUGCUCGGUGUCGGUUCGCUUCGUGAUCUUAUCGUGUCGAUUACAGAUAUCCUUGUUCUACUCCGCGGACGUUUUGUUCGCGCGAAUAGCGAAGGUUAUUACCUUCCUCAGAGGUAGAAGUAUAUUUUAUUCCGACGUUUACGCGAGAAAAAGAAGAACGUACCUUUUUCUCGGACAGAGGUAGAGAAUGUCGUCGGGCUCAUUAGUCGAUAGUUUUGAUUUUGACAAUCAUAGCGUGAACGAUUCUGAAGGAGACGUGACACCGAGCAGAUCACUGGUUUCUGAAACAGACAAACGAAAGAAAUCUUUAGUGAAUGAUCGAUCGCCGAUGAUCGUCGCGUCGAUCGCGAGAGAAUCGCCGCCGGGGGACGAUGGGGAAUUUCAUUUCCGAGACUCGAUUAGCAAAUGGUGUAACCUCGUUUGCCUGAGACGCACGUCGUACGCCUCGUUUCUCACGUCAUUUAAUUUAAUCGCCACGCGAUAAAAGGAAGUGCAGUCGGUUGCACCAAUCAACCCCGUCGAUUAAAUUUGCACUUGCUGCUCGGGACGAUAUUCUAAUUAUAAGAUAGUUAUUAUUACCUAACACAGUUAUUAUUGCGUAACGUUGUUGCAGAUUGCUAUCUAACAUGUAUGUCUAAUAUCGACGAUUGAUGUACAAACCUUCCGCAAGUGCAAAUUUCCCACUUCUAUUUUUUAUCUUAUUCUUUCUUUUUAAUGUUCAUAAUUUUUUUUUAUAAUUAAUCUUACAUUAACGUUGUGAACAGUUACACCGUCAAUAAAAUAUUGUCGUAAAACGGAUUUUUAAGUUUGUGACGCGACGCUGAAGCCGCGAAGAAUCAAAUGGGGGAAAGUCUGAAGUAUUGUCUUAAAAAUUAAAAAAUUUUUGGAAAAGACACAAGAAUUAAAGAUAAUUUUAUGCUCUCUUCUCUCUAAAUUCAAUCGUGUGUAAAAAGAUUAUUUUGUGAGAUUGCAGUCUUGAGGCAAGUUGUGAGAACCGCGCUCUAAGUAGUUGCAGACGCGUCUGCAUCAGACCCGCGUGUCUGACCGUGACGCGUCUGCAUCCACUUAGAGCACAGAAUUUACGACUCGUAUUUUAAGAAGGCAAGCUCAGAAAAUAAUUGCAUUAUAUAUGAUUGAAUUUGAUGUAAAAUUAUCUGUGAUAUUUGUCGUUAGAAACGUAUUGAUAUUCGCAAAAAUUCGCAAAAAUGAGAUGUUGAAAAAAUAAAAGGAAAUACCGAGAACUAUCAAGUUCUCGAAAGAUUUCAUAACCAUAAAGUACAUCGAAUAUCUUAAAAUUUUGUGUAAAAUAUUUUCUCCGUACACUUCACGAUUUCAAGGAUGCUCGUUCGUAAUGAAAUAUUAUGAGACAGCAUUUAUAAAAAAAAAAAAAAAAAGAGAAAAUACGAAUCUUAGAUUUGAUUUAUCUGUAUAAAUGAUAGACCCGUCAAAAUUAGUAAUUAUAGCAAGAGAUACCUCCAGAUUUCCCCCUUGUGAGAGAAGCGCGACUAAGGCGAGAUCGAGUGAUCGAGGUUAUUGGUGCAACGUACCUGGGAGUUCCAGAGAGGACGGGACUAAUCGUCGCCGAAACGAUCCUCUUCGAUAUACACAAUUUAACAUCACUCAGCGAUAUGUAGCGUCGAUCUUCAAAUAGAUCGCCGGAUUACAGAUCGCGAUCCGGUCCCCCCUCUUUAGAGUUUCCUGUAAUCGAGGCUACCUGGAUCACCAUCCUCACGAUUCAUUUCGCGUGGACGGCGGCGCGACAAUCCAGAGAUAAUCGAUACUCUGUAUAUAAUGUAACAAUGAUAUUAUCGUCAUUGUAUUAUCGAUCACGAUCGAGCGCGAUGCAUUGCUUCUCAUCAUUUCUCCUACACAUCAGUAUAUACAGACAUUACACAGAGAGCAUACAAACACCAACAAUAUAUACCCCCAUUCCAUCCCCAUUUUUUUAUUAUAUGAAACCGUCGCGAUGCAUCAUUGACGAUCGUCGGAUGACAGGCAGACAGCCAACAGACAGAGAAGACUAAAGAUCCGCGUUAUAAACGAAGAAGCGAAAAUAAGCGCGUAGCGAGUAAGUUUUAGCGAUUAAAGAGAAUCAAUUAAGAUAACACAAAAAAAAGAAAAAAACGUGUCGUGUGUAUAUAUAUAUAUAUAAAUAUAUAUAUAUAUAUAUAUAUAUAUAUACACACACACGUACGCGCGUACGCACGGCGGUCGCGUGUACGCAGAAAACAUAUAUGUAUACAUAUUAUACAUACGGGAAUAUUAUGUGUGUGAGAGCGAGGGUGGGUUUGUGAAUUGCAUUGUACGUCGUCCACGGUUCCUCCCCCCUACAAAAAAAAAGAAGAGAAAACGUUCCGCCGCGUGUUAAACCUGUUUUCAGGGUCGAGCAUCCUCGCCAACAUAGCAGACUUUAUUUUUAACGUUACUUAAGAUACAAAAGAGAGUGAGAAUGGCCGAAUAAAAAAUAAAUAAGGAGAGAGAGAGAGAGAGAGAAGAAGGGAGAAUGUGUGUAUGUGCGAGUGCAUGUGCGAAAAAGAGUGAAAAAGAACGCGGAAGAGAGAGAGAGAGAGAGAGA